AUCCAUUUGCAACCUCUUCAUCCCCAUCUUCUCAUUUUCCUUCCUCUGUUUCAUCUGAGAAAAUGCAUCCCCUUCACUUCCGUGGGUCUUUCAUCUUCAUCAUCAUCAUCAUCAUCACCUUCGUCUUGAUCCAUGCCCCUAAAUUUGCAUCCUCUGUGGAUGAACGUUAUGCGAACUGUAACAGGACCAUCGCCUGUGGAAACAUUGAGAAUAUUGGCUAUCCUUUCUGGGGUUCAGGCAGGCCGGACUACUGUGGCUUGCCUGGCUUCCAGCUGAACUGCAGCGACUCAAUCCUGGAGAUCACAAUCAUGUCAGCAACAUACCACGUCCUUCGAAUCAACAACGAGUCCCAGUUUCUCAACGUGGCCAGAGCCGAUUAUCUAGAAAACCUCUGCCCCGCCUUCCUAAUCAACACCACUCUGAAUCCUGACCUCUUUGAAUUUACUUCCGAUACUCAGUUUAUAAACCUCUAUUAUCAUUGCCCCCCUCUUCCUCCUUCUCCUCCAACUCCAAUACCAAAGUGCUCCAGUCAUUUUACUUGUAAUGUAAACGAAACCACCUUCGAUGGCUAUUACCUCACCAGAAAUCUCAGUGAGUUGCCCGACCUGGCUCCUUUUGCGCCUCUAAUCAGUGAAUUCUUGGGUAGAUGCGGUGACAGGGUUGUUCUGGCCGCAAACCAAUCCGAAAUCCAGUCCGUGGAGGCAAGUCCGAGCGGGGAAAAUCUGGUUGAAGCUCUUGCAAAAGGAUUUGGGUUGCACUGGAAGGCAAAUAAUAGCUUGUGUGAUCCGUGCAGAGGCUCCGGCGGGCAAUGUGGGUAUAAUAACGUUUCGAAUAAAUUUUCUUGUUACUGCUCAGAUCGGCCCUAUGAUACCGUUUGUCUUUGUCCUACGCCUACAGCUACAGUUACAGUUCGAGUCAACAAAACUAUCCUCUCUAGUCAGCAGUCAACUCACUUACCCCUUCAAGCCCGCCAGCUUUCUUUUCUCAAAAUGCAACUCCUAUUCUGCCCUCUGCCCUCUGCCUCUCCUCAGGCCUUCACCAUGCUCCCUCUGGUUUUCCUCUUCCCGCUCAUCUUCCUCCUUUCCGCCCAUGGAACGCAUUCCUCUGGCCAAAACGAUACUUCUACCUUUCCCAACUGCAACCAGACCUUCUCAUGUGGGGGCCUCCAAAACCUCUCUUACCCAUUCACCGGAGGGCCUCGUCCGUCAUACUGCGGCCCGCCCGGAUUCCUCCUCACCUGCACCGACGACGGAAUCCCCCAGUUAAUUAUGGACUCACUGUCUUACAGGAUCAUCCAACUCGACCGAAACAAACAGAGCAAGACGCUUUCCCGCUCGGACCUGUACAACAACACAUGUACCCACAAAUUUGCUAACAACAAUCUGAGUUCCCCUUUAUUCAAUCUCAGCCCAGACAACCAAAACCUCUCGCUGUUCUAUGGGUGUACUCCGGUCCAGGCGUAUACUCCGGAGAACCUGUUCUGGUGCGGAAUGGGACUUCUAGUAGUGCCGCGUACCAUGUGUUGGGUCCAGUUCCGAACGAUCCCAUAUUCAAGAUUAUUCGCUGUAACAUCAGCAUCAAACUGCCCCAUGUUGCAAGCUGCGCCGGAUAAACUUGAGACCAAUAGGUCUACUCUUAGGGAAGCUUUAAUGGAGGGAUUUAGUGUGAAUUAUACUACUCCAAAUGCGGACGAUUGCGCUAUGUGUCGUGAUUCGGGUGGGAAGUGUGGGUUUUUGGAUCAGUUAAUUUGUUUGCAUUUGUGGUGAUCGAAUUUGUGGCAUACCAGGUAUUCCUGAUGAGGUAUUUCAUGUUGAUUUUGAUCCAUCCAUAUAAAUAAUUCUUAUAGUCUGUAAGAUUAUAAGAACAGCAAAGAAUUUUUUGAAGGAAUGUUUUGGGGUUGAAUUGUUCACUAAUGUUGGUUCUUUGCCUAAUUUCUAGUUUCUUCAUUAUUUCUGCAUUUGCUUCCAGAACCAUAAUUAAGUUCACCUAAACUUCUGCGGUAUAGCUUGGUCUAUCUUGAUGUUCGAUUGUUACAAUUCUGUCAUGGAUGUUUUUACUGAAUUUUUGAAUCUUGUGAUUGUUGCAGAUAAGAAAAAAAUACCACUCGU
Molecule: messenger RNA, 2108 nt
Organism: Rubroshorea leprosula
Lineage: Eukaryota; Viridiplantae; Streptophyta; Magnoliopsida; Malvales; Dipterocarpaceae
Source: the annotation of a GenBank genome assembly